Molecule: messenger RNA, 1002 nt
Organism: Angiostrongylus costaricensis
Lineage: Eukaryota; Metazoa; Nematoda; Chromadorea; Rhabditida; Metastrongylidae
Source: the annotation of a GenBank genome assembly
AUGACUCCUGCAAUGCAAGCCAUCUUCGAACUUCUUGUUGAAUAUGAAGGAAGAAUAAAUACGCAUGGGUUGUCCAUCCAGCAGCUAAUGGCUCGCCUGAAGGAACUUCUGUCGUCGGAAGAGCGUUAUCUUGGCGAUUUGUUGUUAGCAAAAAAAUUAUAUCACGACACCCUCAUCAAGUUACCGUAUCGUCAGCAAGUUGAAAUCAUAUUCCGUCAUUGGAAUCAGCUGAUCGAAGUCUCGAGGAUAGUCUAUUUACGGUUGAAGAAAAGCAAUUCCCCUGGACAGGUGUUCAUUUCCGUAAUCGAUUCGUUGUCAGUGUUCGUGGCAUUCUGCAGUCACCAACAAGUCGCAUUAGACACAUUGAACGACUUGAUGACCACUCAUCCGGACGCUCGAGCUCUCUACGCCAACUGUUCGGCAAGUAUAGCUGCACGCGGCAUGACAUUAAACACAUUUCUGUUGAUGCCACUUGGACGAGUAACUAGAUAUCCAUUGUUAAUCGAAAAAAUUCUCAAGGAAUGUGACCCUGAUGGCAGUUUGUAUCAGGAUCUAGACGCAGCACUGCAAUUGCUUCGAGCUCUCGUCUCUGAGGUGAACCGAGCUGUCACUGAAAAAGAGAACACCAUCUUAUUAUGCUGGGCGAAUUCGCACGUGAAGUGUCCACCGUCACUGCGAAUCGAUUUUACUUCGAAUACUAGACUGAUGCCAAGCAGUUUCAAGAUUUCCAAAUCCACUGACGUUCAUCUAACCCUCUACAAGCAGCCGAUGCUUCUUUCCAAUCUGGCAGUGUUGCCUUCGAGUGACGAAACCGUCCUCAACGUCAAGCAUGUCAUAGAUCUUGUGGUUACUACAGGCAGUGACACUGUGUGCUUUCGAUGUGUGAGUGGCAAUGCAUGCCGUCUUUGGACGAAUCAGUUGGACCAAGCAAUAAACCUCUGCACCAUCAUGAUGUCGGAGCAACAACAGUCUCAGGUUGUGGACGCUUCGCUUGGAAAAUGA